CUAAGUGAUAACACCGACACUACGCAUCCCACAGCGCGACACCCCCAGAGAAGCCCUGACAGGCAGGGGACCGCCGGAUGAGAGGGCGCUGCACGGCUCCGGCAUGUGUGUAACCAGGAUGCUGCUGUAACAGAGGCGUCACCGCCAGCCUUACCGGUUCUAGUGUCGGGCAGCCGGGAGUCGCCGUGACGCACUCUUUGCGCAUCCGGAGAUCAUGUCGGUGUGAGCGGCCGGACAUGGAGGCUGCUGCUGCUGCCGGUGAUGAGCGCGGGCUGAGCCUGGCAGUGUGGACGGUGUGCGCGGUGGCCCUGCCGGUACUGAUAACGCUGUGGUGCAGUGUGCGCCGCUCCCGGCGGAGGUACCUGUCCCCGGCCGGGAAGCACUGCUGGCAGGACACGGAUCUAUUCGGACGGCCCACGUACUGCUCGGUGUGCGGCCUGCACAUCCUGCGGGGAGCGUACUGCCUGUGCUGCGGCCUGUGCGCCGACGAGCCCUGCGUGUGGACGGCCAACAGGCGCUUCUCCUGCAAGGACGGGCUGGGGUGCCGAGAUGGAGCCGCCGGCCGGAGUCAUCAUCACUGGGUCCGGGGGAACGUUCCGCUCUGCAGCCAGUGUGCGGUGUGCGGCCAGCAGUGCGGGAGCCAGCCCAAGCUAUGCGACUACAGAUGCAUCUGGUGUCAAAGAACUGUCCAUGAUGACUGCAUACAAAGCCAUUUGAAGACCGAGGACUGUGAUCUUGGUGAAUUUAGAAACCUCAUUAUACCACCAAAUUAUAUUUUGGCUGUUAAACAGAUGAAGAAGAGCAAACCUCCAGAUUGUAUGAAAGAGUUAGUGUCUGCUAUGGGAAGUAACUGGACGCCUUUGAUUGUUUUGGCAAAUACACGAAGUGGGAACAAUAUGGGUGAUGUUCUAGUUAGUGAAUUUAAAGGUCUUCUAAAUCCUGUACAGGUAUUUGACUUGAGCAAAACAUCUCCUUACAAAGCUCUUCAACUCUGUACACUCCUUCCUGCUAAUUCUGCCAAGGUGCUGGUCUGUGGAGGGGAUGGCACUGUCGGAUGGGUACUCGAUGCUGUCGAUGAGAUGAAAAUAAAGGGCCAAGAAAGUUCAGCACCACAGGUAGCAGUAUUACCCCUGGGAACUGGCAAUGACCUGGCUAAUACAUUAGGAUGGGGAGCAGGCUAUGCUGGGGAGGUGCCCGUGGAACAAAUACUGCGGAACGUGAUGGAAGCAGACAGUGUUAAGCUGGACCGGUGGAAAGUGCAGGUUACUAACAAGGGCUACAGUCUAAGGAAGCCAAAGGUUCUGUCAAUGAAUAAUUACUUCUCAAUAGGACCCGAUGCCCUGAUGGCUUUAAAUUUCCAUACACAUCGAGAGAAGACACCUUCACUGUUUUCAAGCAGACUGGUUAACAAAGCAGUAUAUUUAUUUUAUGGAACCAAGGAUUGUUUGAUUCAAGAAUGUAAAGAUCUCGACAAAAAAGUUGAGCUUGAAUUGGAUGGAGAGAGGAUAUGCUUGCCUAAUCUGGAAGGAAUUGUUGUCCUGAACAUCGGCUACUGGGGUGGUGGCUGCCGUCUGUGGGAAGGGAUGGGGGAUGAGCCAUACCCUCUAUCAAGACACGAUGAUGGUUUAUUGGAAGUUGUAGGAGUUUAUGGGUCAUUCCACUGUGCUCAGAUUCAGGUUAAAUUGGCAAAUCCUGUCCGUCUUGGCCAAGCACACACUGUAAGGCUUAUUUUGAAGAAUUCGAGAAUGCCAAUGCAGGUUGACGGAGAGCCGUGGGCCCAGGGGCCAUGCGUAGUCACUAUCACACACAAGACACAUGCAGUCAUGCUGUAUCAUUCAGGAGAACAGACGGAUGAUGAUGAUGAUCCCUCCAGUGAAUCAGACCAAGACACAUAAGAUGCUGGGAAUCUUAGUGAUGGGGAAAUGUAGGCAAUCAAAACCACAUAAAAGGAGAUAUUUUUUUGAUGAAAUAAUAUAUAAAAUAUCUAUGUGAGGGGCACCAUUUAUUUAUUUAUACUUUAUUUUAUUUUUUUAACUAUAUAAUCUUUUGUGAUGCGAGAGACUGUGACUCUUUUAUAUGACCUGUCUUUUAACUAGUUUACAUCAAUCACAGCUGUGAUCUCAAAACACUGUAAUUACACUUUUACUGUUGUAUCGUCUUUGUCUUCGUAAAUCUCUGCUACAAGAAGGCCAAUGUGCAGUGAUAUCCAAGGGGAACCUAUGCAUAGAAUAGCAUGGAAACGGUAUGGAGACUGCCAUGGCUGGAGUAAUGGGAUCUAAUCAGCAGUAUAAUGGCUAUAUGGGCAUAUUUUCCUGUCACGUAUAUAAAUGAGGAUUGCCUUCAGCUUGAAAACCAUUACUUAUACUAUUAGUACUGAAUUACAUUUGUGUAUACAUUUAAACAUUCCCAUCUUUGAGUGAGUUUUAUGUUGAAGAAAAUUACAGUAGAAGUAAGUGCACUUUUCACGAAACAAGCCGUUGUUUGAGGCAGCCCACUCCUUAGAUUAGUUUUGCACAAAAAUGACUGGUUUUCCAGAGGCGUCAGGCUGAGUGACCAGAACUGCUCACACAUCAUUUGGCACUUUAUAUUGAGGGGCAUGGGGCCAAAGGUUGCACACACCAGCAGAUAAUAGUCCUCAUCCAGGCAUUCCUGAUUUAAAUAUCAAUCUGGUGAAGACUUUGAUAGGGAGUGGUGGUCAUUUCCGGCUUGCACAUAGCACCUGGACCUAAUAUGACUGAAAUGUCUGUAAACUGCUGUGUGUUUAGACUCCAUUGUAUGUGCACAACAACCAGACGGGAGGCAUUAAUUUUGCCGGCUGUCAGGAUACUGAUACCGGAGUCCCGACACCCGGUGAAAUACCAGCGGUCGGAAUCCCCACUCAGGGGGUGGUCCACACCACCUCCCAAUGGUGUAUAGAACUCUGUUCGGUCGCCACCGUGCCCGAAGCGUGGCGAGCGAAUCGAGCCUGCGGGGGGACAUGUUGCACUUGCCGCCGGUAUUCCGGCUGCCGGUCGGCAUAUCAUAGUGAACCCAGCUAGACCAAUCACUACACAAAACAAAAUAACAGCAGACAUUUGUUUUAUUUGCAAGCUCCGUUCUAUGCAUGUCUAGCUAAUUAAAGACUAUGGGCCUUAUUCAGGUUUGUUAGCAGACCAAAAAAGUUAGCAAUUGGGCAAAACCAUGUGCACUGCAGGGGGGGCAGAUGUAACGUGUGCAGAGAGAGUUAGAUUUGGGUGGGGUGUGUUCAAACUGAAAUCUAAAUUGCAGUGUAGAAAUUAAGCAGCUAGUAUUUUCCUUGCACAGAAAGAAUAUAACCCACCCAAAUCUAAAUCUCUCAGCACAUGUUACAUCUGUCCCACCUGUAGUGCAACAUGGUUUUGCUCAGUUGCUAUCUUUUUUGCAAUCAAACCUGAAUAACCCCUUAAGUACAUUCUAGUUAUGAUGUGCAGUUUUGUUACAUUUGCUUGCUGAUCUCAGACUGUAGGAAAUGCUUACAGUAAUUGGAUGCUAUUCAGGAGUAACACAUUCAACAGAUUGCACUGAUAAUGGUGCAACAAAGUCACAGAUUUUUCAAAGGGUAUUUUUUCUGACAAUUUAAAUGCAGCUGCAAGUUGCCAGUGAUUUUGCCUCCAAAUUGUUGUAUGUAUCAUCCAGUGGUUAGGAAGCCUAAAAUUCAAAUAGUUUAUUUGUAGCAAUUUUGAAAUGGUAAACUUGCUGGAGAUUUAGCUCAAAUUAUCAGAAAAAUCACCAGAAAAAGGCUCAGGCCAGCAAGAACCUAAAGGCUGCACAUUACACUUCUGUAUUAAGGUGUAAAUGAUUACAAUUAUUUAAUGGAUUUAUCAUUGCAGGCAAAUUGCAAAAUGUAUUAUGUGCACAACACAUUAUUUCAUAGAAAUUAAGAGGCCAAUAUUAUUUGCAAAUUAAAUAACGCAGCAAUCCAUAUUUUUACUUUCAUUGAGGCCAAUUUAAUGAUUCAGGGAACAAUUAUCACAAACUUGGAGGCACAUGAAUGCUGGCACUUUUAGUUCCACAUAAUGAAUAUGUAAUUAUAAUUGCCACCUUAAUUCAUCUUUGUAAAGUACAUAGUUAUGACUUGCUCUCCAGCUCAAAAUUCCAGUCUUAGUCUAUGGGGGGAAUUCAAUUAGAUGCGGUAAUUUAGAGCAGUGCUUCUCAACCUCGGUCCUCAAGAACCCCCAACAGUUCAUGUUUUCCAGGUCACCUAGCAGUUGAACAGAUGUAUUCAUUACUCACUGACACAUUAUAAAAGACCAGGUGUAUAUACAGAAAGAAAAAGUAUG
Molecule: messenger RNA, 4298 nt
Organism: Pseudophryne corroboree (corroboree frog)
Lineage: Eukaryota; Metazoa; Chordata; Amphibia; Anura; Myobatrachidae
Gene: DGKE
Product: diacylglycerol kinase epsilon
Exons: 11
Coding region: 237-1895 (552 amino acids)
Molecular function (GO): ATP-dependent diacylglycerol kinase activity
Source: RefSeq, a predicted model, not a curated record